AUGUCCACAGGCGGCCCCUCUGCCUUGUCGAAGCUUUCGGCGUCGACUAGGGUCACGAGAAACGCAAAUAAUGAUUCCGCAUCCAUGACCUUCCGUCUUAAUCAGGUUGUCCAGUCCGGCUAUGCUAUCCAAGACCCACCGCACCACCUUCAUGUCUACUCGCACAAACACAAUACACACAUCACCCUAACUCGACCAAACCGAGAACCUUUGCUCUCCAUGAGUUGUGGAAAUAUUGGUUUUCGCAAAGCACAACGCUCCAAAUUCGACGCAGCGCACCAACUUGCAUCCUUCAUGAUGGGAAAAAUCCAGGAAGAGGGUCAUUUGUUAACAAUGAAGCGACUGGAAGUUGUACUCCGAGGUUUUGGACCUGGUAGAGAGGCGUUUACAAAGGUCCUUCUAGGCUCAGAGGGAAAAAAUAUUCGCAAUAUGGUUUGCAGGGUCACCGAUGCUACUCGAUUAAAAUUUGGUGGUUGUCGUAGUAAAAGGGUACGCAGGUUGGGCUGA
Molecule: messenger RNA, 507 nt
Organism: Histoplasma capsulatum G186AR
Lineage: Eukaryota; Fungi; Ascomycota; Eurotiomycetes; Onygenales; Ajellomycetaceae
Product: mitochondrial ribosomal protein subunit S18
Exons: 1
Coding region: 1-507 (168 amino acids)
Biological process (GO): translation; maturation of SSU-rRNA from tricistronic rRNA transcript (SSU-rRNA, 5.8S rRNA, LSU-rRNA); ribosomal small subunit assembly
Cellular component (GO): ribosome; mitochondrial small ribosomal subunit
Molecular function (GO): structural constituent of ribosome; small ribosomal subunit rRNA binding; mRNA 5'-UTR binding
Source: RefSeq, a predicted model, not a curated record